AUGGUCAGCUCCUGUUGUGGCUCUGUCUGCUCUGAGGAGGGCUGUGGCCAAGGCUGCUGCCAGCCCAGCUGCUGCCAGCCCACCUGCUGUAGGCCCACCUGCUGCAGGCCCACCUGCUGUGUGUCCAGCUGCUGCCGCCCCAGCUGUUGUAUUUCCAGCUGCUGCAGGCCUUCCUGCUGCCGCCCUAGCUGCUGUGUUUCCAGCUGCUGCAGGCCCUCUUGCUGUAUCUCCAGCUGCUGCCGCCCCUGCUGUAGCAGUUCCAGCUGCUGUGGAUCCACCUGCUGCCGCCCCAGCUGCUGCAUUUCCAGCUGCUGCAGGCCUUCCUGCUGCCGCCCUACCUGCUGUGUGUCCAGCUGCUGCAGACCCUCUUGCUGCAUCUCCAGUUGCUGCCGCCCCUGCUGUGGCAGUUCCAGUUGCUGUGGAUCCAGCUGUUGCCGCCCCAGCUGCUGCAUUUCCAGUUGCUGCAGACCUUCCUGCUGUCGCCCUAGCUGCUGUGUGUCCAGCUGCUGCAGACCUCAGUGCUGCAUUUCCAGUUGCUGUCGCCCCACCUGCUGCCAGACUACCUGCUGCCGCCCAGCAUGUUCUAGUGGUUCCUGCUGCUGA
Molecule: messenger RNA, 603 nt
Organism: Chionomys nivalis (European snow vole)
Lineage: Eukaryota; Metazoa; Chordata; Mammalia; Rodentia; Cricetidae
Product: keratin-associated protein 4-11-like
Exons: 1
Coding region: 1-603 (200 amino acids)
Cellular component (GO): keratin filament
Source: RefSeq, a predicted model, not a curated record